This is a messenger RNA of Apiotrichum porosum, 786 nucleotides long. RefSeq lists its product as uncharacterized. NCBI's taxonomy places the organism in Eukaryota, Fungi, Basidiomycota, Tremellomycetes, Trichosporonales, Trichosporonaceae. The record is from RefSeq and is a predicted model, not a curated record. The transcript has 5 exons. Bases 1 to 786 code for a protein of 261 amino acids.
AUGGCCGACUCCCCCCUCUUCCCAGCAGCCCUCCGGUGCUUCCCACGCAGAAACUGGGAUGGCGUCCUCUUCUUUUCACACCCCAUCCCACACGGAAUGCUCGACGAAAAGGCCCGCUCAGCAGCGCGCACAGCAAGCCAGCGUUGGCAGGCCGCAUUCGACGACGGACAAAUCGGUACCCUCGACGCAGUCGAUUUUACAGUGGCCGUUUUCGCUGUUGCCUAUGGCAUGAAAGACCACCUGCCCAUCGUCAUGAAGAGGUUGGGCCGAUGCGUGGCCACAACCGAGGCAUGGCGAACAUUGUCAGAUGAACUAAUCCGUCGCGCGUUCAACAUUGCCUGCACAGAGGUGGCGGUGCGCUUCCCCGACUUUGAGCUGCCUACACUCGAUGACGUGCGCCUGUUUGCUCGCGGCGCCAUGGACUGUGUAUGGGAGGAGGACAUCGAUUCUUGGGAGCUGUUGCGCCGGCAAGGCUACGACGAGGCCCGCUUCACCGACCGGCAAGUGCACUACAUGCCUGAUCCUGCCUCGCUUCCGCCCCGCGCGUAUACAGUCGUCAACCACGACCUCGAGGAAGACCCUGCCGCAGAAGACAAGAAACUCGUCCUACCUGCCUCCACGUCUGCCGCUGUCACCGACGAUCGAGGACCAGCCAUCACCCAACACGUCGUUGUCAGUUUCGUGAAGCUGCCCAAACCAGUGCACGGCGAGAGAGACAUCAAGGCCAGAAGCCAGACGCCGAUAACUGUCCCUGCAAGAUGGUUUUCUACUACCCACUACAGAUAA